Oryzias melastigma (Indian medaka) is the source of this 1338-nucleotide messenger RNA. It is a transcript of the gene tsfm, whose product is annotated as Ts translation elongation factor, mitochondrial. The record is from RefSeq and is a predicted model, not a curated record. Gene Ontology annotation, biological process: mitochondrial translational elongation. The transcript has 6 exons. Bases 105 to 1049 code for a protein of 314 amino acids. Lineage: Eukaryota; Metazoa; Chordata; Actinopteri; Beloniformes; Adrianichthyidae. Gene Ontology annotation, cellular component: mitochondrial matrix. Gene Ontology annotation, molecular function: translation elongation factor activity; protein binding.
AAGCCGUCUUUAAACGAAACCUUUUUGUCCCUGCAUGGCUUCCGUCCUUCCCUCCACAGCGUGGACUUGAAUGACUUUCAUAAGACCGGUGAAUUCUCUCAGUUAUGAAAAUGCUGUUGAAGUGUGUGUUCAGAGCAGGUGCGAUGAACGUUUAUAAAGUUCAUCAUGGCAGCGUCCAGCAGUCCGUCCAGGCCGUUCAUACGGGGUGUCGGCUCUUUGCUGCAGAUAAAGCUUUGCUGAUGAAACUGCGGAAAAGCACCGGCUACACUUUCAUUAACUGCAAGAAAGCUCUGGAGAAGUUUGAUAAUGACCCUGCUCAGGCUGAAAGCUGGCUGCACGAACAGGCUCAGAAGGAAGGCUGGAGCAAAGCCAGCAAGCUGGAGGGCCGCAAAGCCAAAGAGGGUCUGAUCGGUGUGUUUGUGGGGGAAUCGGCUGCAGUGAUGGUGGAGGUCAACUGUGAGACAGACUUCGUGGCCCGAAACGAGAAGUUCCAGCAGCUGGUGAAAGACGUGACGUUCGCCACUUUGAAUCACCACCAGGAGGAAAAUCGGUCUAAGUCGGGAUACGUGAAGAGUGUCCUCACAGGAGACGACUUGAGCCGACUCAGCGUGGGUGAAGGAGCUUCUCUCGCUGACAGUGUGGCUCUCACAAUCGGUCGUCUCGGGGAGAACAUGUCAGUGCGGCGUGCGGUGAUGCUGGGGGUCCCGGCUGAGUGGCGCAUCGGCUCGUACGUGCACGGCGGCGUCGGCGGUCAGCAUGAAGUGGCUAUGGGCCGCUACGGCGCCCUGGUCGUAUUCCAGGGCGGGCAGGACGGCGAGCAGGACGUGUUGGGGCGGAAGUUGGGGCAGCACGUGGUGGGAGAGGCUCCUCUGAGUCUGGGGAACGUGGACGACCUGCCCUGCGGCGAGAGCGAGACGCGCCUCCUGCCUCAGACCUUCCUGGCCGACCCCAGCAGGACUGUAGCCGAGUUCCUGCGGGGCCAACGGGCCAAAGUGCUGGACUUCGUCCGGUUUCAGUGCGGGGAGACUUCUGGGAAAGAUGAGAAGUAAAAGGACCAAACCACUGAAAAAACAUGAAUAUAUUUACAUUUUGUCCACAGUAUGAAUUUAAAAGCAGCACUUUGUGGUCAGAAAUGAUAUUUCCUGUAACAAUAAAAUGUUUUCCUAAAACGACGUCUAUUAACCUGAAUUAUUUCCUGUUACCUUUUAUCCAUAAAUAUAUAUUCUCUGCAUGUAAAUAAAAGUGUUUUUCAUCCAAGACAACUUUAUCAUUAAAGAGGCUUUUGGCUGUAAAAAAUAUGCAUAAUUUUAAGUUAAUAAACUCUUCAAAUGCCUUAAA